AAAGUCACAGCCUGCAGGCUGGAUUGAGUCUCGGGAAGCUGCUGGGUCCCUGCCUGGCGCUCUCCGGGUGUGUCCAUUGAACUGCGGUGGACUGGUCCCCAGCGCGGGAACCCAAGCGCCACUGCCCCAAGCGUAGCCCGGUUGGCUCGCUCCUAGGCUAGCCAGCACCUGGAGGGCAGGACAGAACCUCUCUUGCCCGCACCCAUCGCCCAAGGAUGGCAAGACCUGGCGCGGCGUAGCCGCGGGAGAAGCCCAGAGACCCGCUCGUCCAGUUUGUUCUCGAGGCACCAGGAGGACUUAACCCUCCGAGCUCCAGGAAGAACCGAGCCAAACUCAGCCUGGGAGACCGACUUGGGAUCAGGCUGGUGCUCUGCGGGGGUGCAGGGGACAGACAGACUCGAAGCCAGCUGGGUGUGCACGCGUGCGAGCGUGCCUCGGGGCAUCCCGCACACCCUCGGUCCGGUGUGGCGACACUCCGCGGGGAGGAGGGAGUGGCAGCCACCGGACUAAAGGAAAGCGAGGGACACCUCACAAAGUGACGCCCCCAACAGGUCCGGAUUUGGAAUUGGAAGCGGCAGAAAUCCGGACCUUCCCGGGGCCUGCUCCGCACACCCCGCCGCCCCCGCCCGGAGCCCAGACCCUCGGCUUGCCCGCCCCCCAGGGCGCCCCGUCGGCUGCGGGCUUCCUCCUGCAGACCUGCCCGCGCACAUGAAGCCGCUGCCCCCGCCGCAGGCGCCGGCGCCCCCCUCGCGGUGCCCGUGGUGAUGCCAUGCCCCGCCACCACGCGGGAGGAGAGGAGGGCGGUGCCGCCGGGCUCUGGGUGAGGAGCGGCGCGGCGGCGGCGGCGGGUGGGGGGCGCCCGGGCAGCGGCAUGAAGGAUGUGGAGUCCGGCCGCGGCAGGGUGCUGCUGAACUCGGCGGCCGCCAGGGGCGACGGCCUGCUGCUGCUCGGCACCCGCGCGGCGGCGCUCGGCGGAGGCGGCGGCGGCUUGAGAGAGAGCCGCCGGGGCAAGCAGGGGGCCCGGAUGAGCCUGCUGGGGAAGCCGCUCUCCUACACCAGCAGCCAGAGCUGUCGGCGCAACGUCAAGUACCGGAGGGUGCAGAACUAUCUGUACAACGUGCUGGAGAGACCCCGCGGCUGGGCGUUCGUCUACCACGCGUUCGUUUUUCUCCUUGUGUUUGGUUGCUUGAUUUUGUCAGUGUUUUCUACCAUCCCUGAGCACACAAAGUUGGCUUCAAGUUGCCUCUUAAUUCUGGAGUUCGUGAUGAUCGUUGUCUUUGGCUUGGAGUUCAUCAUUCGAAUCUGGUCUGCAGGUUGCUGUUGUCGUUAUAGAGGAUGGCAAGGGAGACUGAGGUUUGCUCGAAAGCCUUUCUGUGUUAUAGAUACCAUUGUUCUUAUCGCUUCAAUAGCAGUUGUUUCUGCAAAAACUCAGGGUAAUAUUUUCGCCACGUCAGCGCUCAGAAGUCUCCGGUUCCUACAGAUCCUGCGUAUGGUGCGCAUGGACAGAAGGGGAGGGACCUGGAAGUUGCUGGGCUCCGUGGUUUACGCUCACAGCAAGGAAUUAAUCACAGCCUGGUACAUUGGAUUUCUGGUUCUUAUUUUUUCAUCUUUCCUUGUCUAUCUUGUGGAAAAAGAUGCCAAUAAAGAGUUUUCAACAUAUGCGGAUGCUCUCUGGUGGGGCACAAUUACACUGACAACCAUUGGCUAUGGAGACAAAACACCCCUAACUUGGCUGGGAAGAUUGCUCUCUGCAGGCUUCGCCCUUCUUGGUAUUUCUUUCUUUGCACUUCCUGCUGGCAUUCUGGGCUCAGGUUUUGCCUUAAAAGUACAGGAACAGCACCGCCAGAAGCAUUUUGAGAAAAGAAGGAACCCAGCUGCCAACCUCAUCCAGUGUGUCUGGCGUAGCUAUGCAGCUGAUGAGAAGUCGGUCUCCAUCGCAACCUGGAAGCCACAUCUGAAGGCCUUGCACACCUGCAGCCCUACCAAGAAAGAUCAAGGGGAGGCAGCAAGCAGUCAGAAGCUGAGCUUUAAGGAGCGAGUGCGCAUGGCUAGCCCGAGAGGCCAGAGCAUUAAGAGCAGACAAGCAUCGGUAGGUGACCGGAGAUCCCCAAGCACUGACAUCACUGCUGAGGGCAGCCCCACCAAAGUGCAAAAGAGCUGGAGCUUCAACGACCGAACCCGCUUCAGGCCCUCACUGCGCCUCAAGAGUUCCCAGCCGAAGACGGUGAUAGACGCUGACACAGCCCUUGGAAUUGAUGACGUAUACGAUGAGAAAGGAUGCCAGUGUGACGUGUCCGUGGAGGACCUCACCCCACCACUCAAAACUGUCAUCCGAGCCAUCAGAAUCAUGAAGUUUCAUGUUGCAAAGCGGAAGUUUAAGGAAACAUUACGCCCAUAUGAUGUAAAGGAUGUCAUUGAGCAAUACUCUGCUGGUCAUCUGGACAUGCUAUGUAGAAUUAAAAGCCUUCAAACACGCGUUGAUCAAAUUCUUGGAAAAGGACAAAUCACAUCAGAUAAAAAGAGCCGAGAGAAAAUAACGGCAGAACACGAGACGACGACGGAUGACCUCAGCAUGCUGGGCCGCGUUGUGAAGGUUGAAAAACAGGUACAAUCCAUUGAAUCCAAGCUGGACUGCUUGCUGGAUAUCUACCAGCAGGUCCUCCGGAAAGGCUCUGCCUCGGCCCUCACUCUGACGUCCUUCCAAAUCCCGCCCUUUGAAUGUGAACAGACCUCUGACUAUCAAAGUCCCGUGGAGAGCAAAGACCUGUCGAGCUCCGCGCAAAACAGUGGCUGCUUAAGCAGGUCAGCCAGUGCCAACAUCUCAAGAGGCCUGCAGUUCAUCCUAACGCCAAAUGAGUUCAGUGCCCAGACUUUCUACGCGCUUAGCCCUACUAUGCACAGCCAAGCUACACAGGUGCCAAUGAGUCAAAACGACGGCUCCUCCGUGGUGGCCACCAAUAACCUUGCAAACCAAAUAAGCGCCGCGCCCAAGCCAGCAGCCCCAACAACUUUACAGAUCCCACCUCCUCUCUCAGCCAUCAAGCAUCUAUCCAGGCCGGAACCCCUGCUGUCCAACACCCCUGGCGUACACGAGAGUAUUUCUGACGUCACCACCUGCCUUGUUGCCUCCAAGGAAAACGUUCAGUUCGCCCAGUCAAACCUGACCAAGGACCGUGCCCUGAGGAAAAGUUUUGACAUGGGAGGGGAAACUCUGUUGUCCGUCCGCCCCAUGGUGCCCAAGGACUUGGGCAAAUCUCUGUCUGUACAAAACCUGAUCAGAUCGACAGAGGAACUGAACUUACAGUUUUCGGGCAGCGAGUCAAGCGGCUCUCGAGGCAGCCAAGAUUUUUAUCCCAAGUGGAGAGAAUCCAAAUUGUUUAUAACUGAUGAGGAGGUCGGUGCCGAGGAGACAGAAACGGAUACUUUUGACGGCACCCCACCGCCUGCCGGGGAAACUGCUUUCUCAUCAGAUUCUCUAAGGACUGGAAGGUCACGGUCAUCUCAGAACAUUUGUAAGACGGGAGACAGUACGGAUGCCCUCAGUUUGCCUCACGUCAAACUGAACUAAGUUCUUUGUUUCCUUUCUAAGCGUAGCUGUUCUUUUAGCCAUACAUAUCACUGCAUGAACUACUCUGAAAGCCCUUCUAAAAAGUUAAAAAAUCGCGCAAGAGUCAGGAAGAACAUGAAAGGCCAUGUAUACGCCCGUUAUCUUUUAAUUGCAUGAAAAUGCAUGUUUAGGGGUGGCAGAAAUUCCAAGGUACAUCGACAUUAACCCAUGCAUUUAAUAACGUACCUUGAGUCUAAAAUCCCAAGCCAACAGUCGCUGCUGAUGCUAUGGGGUGUGUGAAGAUGUCGGGAUAUUAGUUCAAUUGCAAGAGUUGACGCUGUAUUUUGAAAUUGUGAGAGUAAACACCUUCAAAUUUCAGGCAUUUCUGCUUUAUGACUAGAUACAAAGUACAUUUUCAAAAUUAGGCCAUAAUGUAUGUUUUAGACACAAUGGCUAUCAACAGCUGCUAAUAACACAAGUAAAGCAGAAUUUGGAAUA
This is a messenger RNA of Rattus rattus (black rat), 4045 nucleotides long. It is a transcript of the gene Kcnq5, whose product is annotated as potassium voltage-gated channel subfamily Q member 5. Gene Ontology annotation, molecular function: voltage-gated potassium channel activity. Gene Ontology annotation, cellular component: membrane. The transcript has 14 exons. NCBI's taxonomy places the organism in Eukaryota, Metazoa, Chordata, Mammalia, Rodentia, Muridae. The record is from RefSeq and is a predicted model, not a curated record. Gene Ontology annotation, biological process: transmembrane transport; potassium ion transport. The coding region runs from base 770 to 3568 and encodes 932 amino acids.